Molecule: messenger RNA, 4243 nt
Organism: Xiphophorus maculatus (southern platyfish)
Lineage: Eukaryota; Metazoa; Chordata; Actinopteri; Cyprinodontiformes; Poeciliidae
Gene: abcf2b
Product: ATP binding cassette subfamily F member 2
Exons: 15
Coding region: 103-1926 (607 amino acids)
Molecular function (GO): ATP hydrolysis activity; ATP binding
Source: RefSeq, a predicted model, not a curated record
UGGCGGUUUAGUGAGCGGCUACAUCCACCCGGCAAAAGGUGGACACGAGACGUCAGUGUGCUCCCGACAUACGAGGUACGGAGAUAUUAGCCUUGGAUAACCAUGCCGUCAGACUUGGCCAAAAAGAAAGCAGCCAAGAAGAAGGAGGCAGCCAAAGCCCGUCAGCGCCCCAAGAAGUCUGAGGAAGUGAAUGGGGACGAAGAACAACCGGAGAUCGAAGAAAAUGGAGCAGACAGCAAUGGCGUCAGCAGCUUAACCAAGGAGCUGGACGAGUUCGAGCUGCGGAAGACGGAGGCUCGGGCUGUGACUGGCGUUCUCGCUUCCCACCCCAACAGCACGGAUGUCCACAUCAGCAGCCUGUCGCUCACCUUCCACGGCCAAGAGCUGCUGUCAGACACCAGCCUGGAGCUCAACUCAGGCCGACGCUACGGCCUCAUCGGACUUAACGGCACCGGAAAGUCCAUGCUACUGUCGGCCAUCGGCCACCGUGAGAUUCCCAUUCCAGAGCACAUAGAUAUUUACCACCUGACCCGGGAGAUGGCGCCGAGCGACAAGACGGCUCUGCAGUGCGUCAUGGAGGUGGACGAGCAGAGGAUCAUGCUGGAGAAGGAGGCGGAGAGACUCGCUCAUGAAGACUCGGAGUGUGAGAAGCUGAUGGAGCUGUACGAGCGUCUGGAGGAGCUGGACGCUGACAAGGCAGAGAUGCGAGCCUCUCGGAUCCUCCACGGUCUCGGCUUCAGCGCCACCAUGCAGCAGAAGAAGCUGAAGGACUUCAGUGGAGGCUGGAGGAUGCGUGUUGCUCUGGCCAGAGCUCUGUUCAUCAAACCCUUCAUGUUGUUGCUGGAUGAGCCGACGAACCACCUGGACCUGGACGCUUGUGUGUGGCUGGAAGAGGAGCUCAAAUCGUUUAAGAGAAUCCUUGUUCUCAUCUCACACUCCCAAGACUUCCUGAACGGCGUGUGUACCAACAUCAUCCACUUACAUCAGAGAAAACUAAAGUACUACACGGGUAACUAUGACCAGUAUGUGAAGACCAGAGCAGAGUUGGAAGAGAACCAGAUGAAGCGUUUCAACUGGGAGCAGGACCAGAUAGCACACAUGAAGAAUUACAUUGCCAGGUUCGGCCACGGCUCCGCCAAGUUGGCACGACAAGCACAGAGCAAAGAGAAGACGCUGCAGAAGAUGGUGGCAUCAGGCUUGACUGAAAGAGUUGUGAAUGACAAGACGCUGUCAUUUUAUUUUCCUCCCUGUGGGAAGAUUCCUCCUCCUGUUAUCAUGGUUCAGAAUGUGAGCUUCAAGUACAGUGACAACACACCACACAUUUAUAAAAACCUGGAGUUUGGUAUCGACUUGGAUACCCGGGUGGCUCUGGUGGGACCCAAUGGAGCUGGGAAAUCCACGCUGCUGAAGCUGCUCAUGGGAGAGCUCCUCCCUACAGAUGGCAUGAUCCGCAAACAUUCACACGUGAAGAUCGGCAGAUAUCACCAGCACCUGACGGAGCAGCUGGAGCUCGACCUUUCUCCUUUGGAGUACAUGAUGAAGUGUUUCCCUGAAAUCAAGGAGAAGGAGGAGAUGAGGAAGAUCAUCGGUCGCUACGGCCUCACAGGAAAACAGCAGGUGAGUCCGAUCAGGAACUUGUCAGACGGUCAGAAGUGCAGAGUUUGUUUUGCCUGGCUGGCCUGGCAGAACCCCCACAUGCUGUUCCUGGACGAGCCGACCAAUCACCUGGACAUCGAGACGAUCGACGCGCUGGCGGAAGCAAUCAACGAGUUCGAGGGAGGCAUGAUGCUAGUUAGUCACGACUUCAGGCUAAUUCAACAGGUGGCUCAAGAAAUCUGGGUGUGUCAGAAUCAAACCAUCACAAAGUGGAAGAGCGGCAUCUUGGGAUACAAGGAGCAUUUGAAGUCAAAGAUAGAGAAGCAGUGAAGGCAGGUGACCUGACGCACCUGGUCGCUCGUUUAUGACAUCAUGGACCUGCGAGUUUCUGAACAGAGGAGCAGGAAACGUCCUACUGAACAGAACCAAUCUAUUAUGCAUCUUAUCGGACUCGUCUCUCGUACACCUAGUACUGUUUCCUCACGGUUUGACUACAGUCCAAGCCCCGCCCUUCCACCUCAGGCUGCGGUCUGAUUGGCUGAUUCACCUGGAAUGCAUUCCAUUGUGUUUGUCUUCAAAGAAGUCUUUGUUCUUUAAAAGUUCUGUUUUACCCCAAGAAGUAAGCAGCAGCUUUUAGGUCAUUUUAUCAUAUUUAAAAGGUGACUUUUCUUUUUUGUUUUCUUUCCCCUCCAGUGUAAGAGCAGUUCUGCCUUAUUUGACAGCAAUGCAAUAAAGGUUUGUCUCAAUAAACGGAACAGUAAAAACAGCAAAACUAAUUGGAGAAGUCUUUAUUAUUCUUUAUGCAUUUACAGGGACUGUAUCAAAGUCAUUACCUUUUAGGGAAAAUAAACUAUUGCAACAAGGAAAAAAUUUAAAGCGAGUUUGUUUUGGUUAUGAAAAUCAAAAUGGCUGAAUUCCCAAAGAUUUACACUCGACUGCAGCAUAAAUUACAUUAGGAGGAAACUGGAGGUCAUGCUGUGCCAGGAUGAUUCAUUUAUUAUUGAAUGAAAAUUAGCUACUGUUCUUGAACAAUGCCUUGCAAAAGUAUUGAAACCCAAUGAAUUAAUCAAAAUGUAUAUUGGUAAUUUACACUUUUACUGUCUGUAAACUGAAGAGGCAACAACCUCCUUUUUAGUUAUUUGUAUAAAGAUUUGUCUUCUGCAGCACAGCUCUGUUACUGGAGCACAUCUGAGUGAUUUUCAGCUCUUAGAUUCAAGUCUAGACUUUGACUAGGACAUUCUAAACCAUUCCACUGUAGUUCUGAUUGCAGUCUUUUUCUGUUGGCUCCCUCCAACUGUCCUGUUGCCACAGAUUGGUGCUGCCACCACUAUGUUUUAAUCUUAUCUGACCCAAGCAUGUUCUUCCAUGAAGAUCCAGAUUUAAAACUUAACAAAUGCACUAUUUAGUGUGUGUUUAUGAUUUUGAAUCUCAAUAAAAUACACAAGUUUAAGAUCUGAUUUCUACUUUUGCAAGGCACUGUAUUUUCACAUUUGAUGUCAAGAUUCUAAUAGGAAAAAAACAGGAUUAGAAAUUAAAAUAAAUCUGCCUUAGUCUGUUUUUCAUGCUGCUUGACCUGCAUUCCUUCAUACAGUUAAAGAUGUAAUGUUUAUCAAGUCUUAAGAUAUUAUGCUGCUGAGUGUAAAUAGUAACUAUAUAGUGAGUGUAAGCUUCCUAAACCGAUUAGUUAAGCAGAAGGAAAAGUUCAGAGUUUUGGACUGAGGUUCUGCUCUUUUUUUUUUCUUUAAAGCUUACAUAUAUAGGCAAUAUCUUGAAAGAAAAAAAUAACUAUUGUCUUGAUUUAGUUAAAAUCCAGAUUAGUUGGAACCUUUUUAUUUGGUUGCUUAUUUAAACAAAAGGUAGGAGGCGGUAUGUCUCCGAUUAGCUUUCUGUAUUUAACAUCUACACACCUUUCUGAGUUCAAAGUUUUUUAGGUUCUUUUUAAAGUAUAAAAUAAAGUUAAUUAAGUUGAGGCUGACAUUUCUACAGUGAAGUCUUUAAAUAAAGAAUUUGAAAAAAUAAUCAGGAAGGAAGGACAUAACAAAGGGGGUCCAAAAGUAGAGAAAGAAGAACAGAAAAUAGGAAGUAGGGCAAAAAAAAAAAAAAAAUCAUAUAUAUAAAACAAUGUGAUGAAGUCUGGGAAUAAUAUUUUCAAUGCUCUUUAUUUUCUAGAAAAUGCUGUCAUAAUUCUCCAAACUGGGUAUAAACCCUGGUACGUGUUUCACACAGAAAGAUUAUUAGUGGUGCACCGGCUCCAACCAUAAUUUCCCAUGAUAACCAUCCUGUGAAAAUGUGACGUCGGUUUAAAAGCUCAUAAAAGAGCGACUGCAUAAACUUCUAUGCAGUAAAAAGAAGAACUGCUAGAACUAACUUUUAUUCUUGUCUUUCUACCCAGAAGCAUAAAAAAACUUUAGGAUUAACUUAUUAAGGAUUCAAACCUUCAGCUUCCAAGAUCAACUAGUCUGGAUUUGGACCAAAUAAAGACACCAGGACCAUUAUCUGCUGCUCAGAACCAGAACUUCACUGUAAAACCCGGAACUGUCCCUUUAGGUUUUCAGCGAUUGUCAGAUUAGUGGCACUAGCUGGAGUUGAGACAGUGCAAGCUGGAGGAGUGUUUUUACUCAAUGCCGUUUCCAGUUGUCCCAGGGGC